Messenger RNA from Penicillium lagena, 4467 nucleotides. Its product is annotated as pleiotropic drug resistance family ABC transporter. The transcript is spliced from 5 exons. Gene Ontology annotation, molecular function: ATP binding; ATP hydrolysis activity; ABC-type transporter activity. Bases 1 to 4467 code for a protein of 1488 amino acids. Lineage: Eukaryota; Fungi; Ascomycota; Eurotiomycetes; Eurotiales; Aspergillaceae. Gene Ontology annotation, cellular component: membrane. Gene Ontology annotation, biological process: transmembrane transport. The record is from RefSeq and is a predicted model, not a curated record.
AUGGCCGCUCCUCAACCCCCCGCGCCAUUUGGGGGUGCCUCUGCAGCAGCGGAUGUCGUGGCCCAGCAGCUAGAAGAACUCAGGCAGAGCGACCGUAUCAGCCCCGAGAAAGAAGAAAGUACUGACACCGCAGGCGAUUCGGAAGAAGACCGGCAAGAGAAGAUCACGACGCUGGCAAGAACCAUCUCCCAGCUGUCGCGUCAGUACAGCACCAAUGGGUCCAUCAAAGAAGAUAUCAACACGUUCCUCGAUCCGGCUAAGGAUCCUGAGCUGGAUCCCAAUUCCGACCAGUUUAAGUCCCGGAAAUGGGUGCGCAACAUGCUGCACAUCACCUCUCGCGAUCCCGACCGAUAUCCGCGUCGCACGGCAGGCGUUUCAUUCCGCAAUCUCAACGUGUUCGGCUAUGGGACUGCUGCAGACUACCAGAUGGAUGUGGGCAAUAUGUGGUUGAAGGGUGCAGGCUGGUUUAAGAGUGCGCUGGGGUUCGGGAAGAAAGUGCGCAUUGAUAUUCUGCGUGACUUUGAAGGCAUGGUCAGCACAGGAGAAAUGCUGGUGGUGCUAGGCCGCCCCGGCAGUGGCUGCUCAACCUUCCUCAAGACGAUCGCGGGUGAGACACACGGCCUUUGGCUAGAUGACGGCUCCGAUGUACAGUAUGAGGGAAUCUCGUGGGAGGAGAUGCACAGCCGAUUCCGAGGCGAGGUAAUCUACCAAGCUGAAACCGAGACGCAUUUCCCUCAGAUGACUGCUGGAGAUACCCUGCUCUUUGCAGCCCAUGCACGCGCGCCGAACAAUCGCAUCCCAGGAGUAAGCCGAAAGCAGUAUGCCACCCACAUGAGAGAUGUGGUCAUGGCCAUGCUGGGUCUCUCUCAUACUAUGCACACCCGGGUAGGCAACGAAUAUAUCCGAGGUGUAUCCGGGGGCGAACGCAAACGCAUCAGUAUCGCAGAGACAACUCUCUGUGGAUGCCCGCUGCAAUGCUGGGAUAACAGUACGCGUGGACUGGACAGCUCAACUGCGCUGGAAUUUGUCAAGAAUAUCCGUCUGUCGACGGACUACAGCGGCUGCACUGCCAUUGUUGCUAUCUACCAGGCGAGUCAGGCCAUCUACGAUAUGUUUGAUAAAGCGGUAGUCCUAUAUGAGGGCCGGCAAAUAUACUUCGGCAAGGCAGACGACGCCCGUCGCUUCUUUAUUGAAAUGGGUUUCGACUGCCCUGAAAGACAAACCACGGCCGACUUCCUCACCUCUCUGACUAGCCCUUCGGAGCGCCGCGUCCGCCCUGAAUUUGAGAGUGUAGUGCCUCGCACCCCUGAUGAGUUUGCCACUAGAUGGAAGGAGAGUGCGGAGCGGAAACAAUUGCUGGCUGACAUUGAGGCGAGUCGGUCUCAACACCCAGUGGGAGGUGACAAGCUUGAUGAGUUCAGUCGCUCUCGCGCAGCAGAAAAAGCCAAGGGUACCCGGGCAGCCUCACCAUUCACGCUGUCAUACACGAUGCAAGUUCGUCUGUGUCUCUGGCGUGGAUUUCUACGUAUGAAAGGAGACAUGAGCAUGACGCUUGCCUCUGUGAUCGGCAACAUCAUCAUGGGCCUGAUCGUCGCUAGUGUGUUCUACAACCUCAACCAGACGACUGGCAGCUUCUUUCAACGUGGUGCCUUGCUCUUCUUCGCCAUUUUACUCAACGCUUUCGCCAGCUCUCUUGAAAUUUUGACACUCUGGGACCAACGACCAAUCGUGGAGAAACAUGACAAGUAUGCCUUGUACCAUCCCUCGGCUGAGGCAUUCAGCUCUUUGCUUGUCGGUCUACCGGACAAGUUUAUGACAGCUGUUGUCUUCAACCUGAUCAUCUAUUUCCUGCCUGAUCUCCGACGUACCCCGGGCCAUUUCUUCGUCUUCUUCCUGUUCUCAUUCACGACUACUCUCACCAUGUCCAACAUCUUCCGCUGGAUAGGAGCCAUCUCACGCUCCAAGGAGCAGGCGCUGGUUCCAGCCUCGAUAUUCAUGAUGAUUUUGGUCAUUUACACAGGUUUUACUAUCCCGGUCCGAGACAUGCACCCGUGGUUCCGAUGGCUGAAUUACUUGAACCCAAUUGCAUACGCCUUUGAAGCCCUGAUGAUCAACGAAUUCAGUGGCCGCCAUUUCCCGUGCUCCGCGGCGGACUUUGUCCCUUUCUACCCAAAUGCGCCUCUUAGUUCCAAGAUUUGCUCUCAAAAGGGCGCGGUGCCCGGCCAGGAUUUCAUUGAUGGUGACGCCUAUAUCAACACCUCGUUUCAAUACUACAAGCAGCAUCUGUGGCGCAACUACGGUAUUAUAUGUGCAUUUUUCGUCUUUUUCCUCGCAGCCUACAUUAUCUGCAGCGAGCUUGUCCGAGCCAAACCGUCAAAGGGAGAAAUUCUGGUCUUUCCGAAAGGCAAGAUUCCAGCUUUUGCUAAGUACAAUCGCAAGGAUGACGCGGAGGACUCAUCAUCAGCAGAAAAGGACGCCCCUGCUGUUGAAAGCCAUGAUCAGCAAGUCGCAUCCAUCGCCCGGCAAACGGCCAUCUUUCACUGGCAGGAUGUCUGUUACGAUAUCAAGAUCAAGGGCAAUCCGCGUCGUAUCUUGGAUAAUGUUGACGGAUGGGUGAAGCCUGGAACUUUAACUGCGUUGAUGGGUGUGACCGGUGCGGGCAAGACGUCUUUGCUAGAUGUACUGGCCAACCGUGUGACGAUGGGGGUCAUCACCGGCGAGAUGCUCGUCGAUGGUCGUCCUCGCGAUGGCUCGUUCCAGCGCAAAACAGGCUACGUCCAGCAACAGGACCUGCAUCUCGAAACUAGUACUGUGCGUGAAGCGCUUGUCUUUAGCGCUCUGCUUCGCCAACCGCACAAAGUUCCUCGCCAGGAAAAGCUCGACUAUGUCGAAGAAGUGAUCAAGAUGCUUGGCAUGGAAGAGUAUGCUGAGGCGGUGGUCGGUGUCCUUGGUGAGGGAUUGAACGUGGAGCAGCGCAAGCGCUUGACUAUUGGCGUGGAAAUCGCUGCCAAGCCGGACCUGCUUCUAUUCUUCGAUGAACCUACUUCUGGUUUGGACAGUCAAACCGCCUGGUCUAUCUGCAGUCUCAUGCGCAAACUGGCUGACCAUGGACAAGCUGUUUUGUGUACCAUCCAUCAACCGAGUGCUAUGUUGAUGCAACAAUUCGAUCGCCUCCUGUUCCUAGCCAAAGGAGGUCGCACAGUCUACUUCGGAGAGCUGGGUCCACACAUGGAGACUCUGAUCCGGUACUUCGAGAACAAGGGGUCUGUCAAAUGCCCAGAGAACGCCAAUCCAGCAGAGUGGAUGCUGGAAAUUAUCGGCGCUGCUCCGGGAUCCCAUGCGGACCGAAACUGGGCGGACGAAUGGAACAACAGCCCGGAGCGGACGCAGGUUCGACGCGAGUUGGCUGAGAUGAAGGCAGAACUGCUACAGAAACCUGUGCCUCCGCCGACGGCUGGCUAUGGAGAAUUUGCGACACCGUUGUGGUAUCAAUUUGUCGUUUGCAUCCACCGCAUGUUCCAGCAGUACUGGCGCAGUCCGGGCUACAUAUACGCCAAGGCGGCCAUGUGCAUAGUUCCGCCUCUAUUUAUCGGAUUUACUUUCUGGCACAUGCCCAACAGUCUGCAAGGUCUCCAGAACCAGAUGUUUGCCAUCUUCAUGCUGCUCAUCAUCUUCCCCAACCUGGUGCAACAAAUGAUGCCUAGCUUUGUUACGCAGCGGUCCCUGUACGAGGUGCGGGAACGUCCAUCCAAGGCUUACUCAUGGAAGGCGUUCAUGCUGGCUAGUAUCUUUGUGGAGCUGCCCUGGAAUGUCGCGAUGUCGGUGCCCAUCUUCUUCUCGUGGUACUAUCCCAUUGGCCUCUACCGGAAUGCCUACCCGACCAACUCCGUGACGUCACGCAGCGGAACCAUGUUUUUGCUUAUUCUGAUCUUCAUGCUAUUUACCUCGACCUUCAGUUCGAUGAUGAUUGCGGGCAUCGAGCAGGCAGAGACUGGCAGCAACAUCGCACAACUAUUGUUCUCACUCUGCCUGAUCUUCAACGGUGUGCUGGCGAGCCCCCAAGACUUGCCUGGUUUCUGGAUCUUCAUGUACCGCGUUUCGCCCUUCACAUAUCUGGUGUCAGCAGUACUCUCCACCGGUGUAUCUGGCGCUGACGUCACAUGCUCUGCAAUUGAACUACUCCAUAUAUCGCCCCCGAAAGGCGAAACGUGCAUGAGCUAUUUGGGUCCGUACUUGAAAGAAACACACGGAAACUUGCACAAUCCCAACGCGACCACAGACUGUCAGCUGUGCUCCAUUUCCUCAACAAACCAGUUCCUGGCCAGCGUCAACAUCUACUUCUCGGAUCACUGGCGCAAUAUCGGGCUGCUCUUUGUGUACGUGGGCUUUAACGUGGUGGCGGCCGUUUUCUUCUACUGGUUGAUUCGCGUGCCGAAGCAUUGGUCGCGUAAGGUCAAGCAGGAGUAG